Molecule: messenger RNA, 1277 nt
Organism: Anoplopoma fimbria (sablefish)
Lineage: Eukaryota; Metazoa; Chordata; Actinopteri; Perciformes; Anoplopomatidae
Product: putative ubiquitin carboxyl-terminal hydrolase 50
Exons: 4
Biological process (GO): protein deubiquitination
Molecular function (GO): cysteine-type deubiquitinase activity
Source: RefSeq, a predicted model, not a curated record
CAAAUACUAUCAGUCAUUUGAAGGUGAUGGAAAAUGAGAAACAAGGCUGCAGCUCUUCUGUGCGUCUGCACGGGUGGAACAGAGCCGGAGUGUGCGGUUUGGACAACUCUGGCAACUCCUGCUACUUAAAUGCUGUGUUACAGUGUUUGUGUUCCACCGUGCCCCUCGUGGAGCACCUCCUCUAUCACGACAAUCGCAAAGAGCUGGGAAGGUAAGACCCCCCCCCGUCGUCUCUCUUUCUGCCUCACUUGUUAACCGUCAUGUUUUCCCAGCAGUUCAACCUCUGUCCAAGCAGGUCUAAGUGCCGUGUGGCUGAGAUGUUUGUCCGCCUGCUGGAUGAGAUGUGGCUGGGGAGCAGCUCCAGCUGUGCCCCUGUGGAGGCCAGGUCUGUGAUGUGCUCCAUACUCCCCCAGUUCAACAACUUCUCCCAGCAAGACGCGCAGGAAUUGCUGCUCUUUCUCCUCAACGCACUCCACGACGACCUCAAAAAGGUUGCAAAGCGCCAGAUGCGUUCCUCAAUACGACAGUCUAGACAAGACCAGAAGAGAAACUGUGCCGCCGCAGGGAUGGAGUCCACCACCAUCGUCUCACGUUUGUUUGAGGGCCAGCUCGGCUACAUGACCCUCUGCAUGCAGUGCGACCACCAGACACAGAGCACACAGACCUUCACUGUACUGUCACUACCCAUUCCAACAGACAUCAUUAAGUGCUCCAUUCAGGUACGCUUUAACACCUGCAGGAGUCACUUUGCGCCAACCACCAUACAGACUGUAUGCAUGUCAUGUUUUUAUAUAUUGGCGGUCUUGGCCUUACUGUUCUGUGCUUCCUCGCUGGAUUCUGCCUCUACGUUGUGCAGGAUUGGCUACUUUGUCUUAAUACCCUGCUGUGGGUAUUAUCAGCUGUUUAACAAUAUUAUCUUCCUGAAUCAAUGUGAUCUUUAUCUCCUCUGCAGGUUUGGUUGUAAGGGGAAGAACCAGGUGAAACUGAGGACUAAUGUCGUUUUCUCCACGAGGCUCGAUCUCUCCCCGUUUCUAUCCAGCUCAGUACAGAACACCUUAUACUCUUCAUACCGCCUGUAUGCUGUUGUGAACCACACAGGUCAUCUGAACAUGGGCCACUACACAGCUCUGUGUUUCAACGCCUUGACUAGGAGCUGGCACUGUUUCGACGACUCAGCGGUCAGAGAGGUACAGGACAGCCUUGUGCAAUCUCCAAACGCCUAUGUGCUGCUCUACAGCCGCAAGCCAUUCCAAAAGCCAAAGAUCCACGGACUCUGA